AUGCCUUCGACCGAGAAGCAAAAGGACCUCUCCCGGCGUCAUCGCUCUUUCAAGGGAUGUUGGACCUGUAAGAAAAAGAGGGUCCAGUGUGACGAAGCGCGCCCAGCCUGCCAAAAAUGCAGUUCCCGAGGUCUGACUUGUGAGGGAUACGAGAUCCGAUUGCGCUGGGGAGCUGGUAUCGCCUCCCGGGGGAAGUACUCGGGCGCCGAGAAGCCCGUGAAAGAUUCUAUACCCCUACGGUCGAAGCGAAGAUUGGAUAUGCGAGACAAGGAGGGGGACAGAUGUUUUCCAGGGGAUGAAGAUCGUCAACCUGCUGUGGUCUCGCAACCUCUGACGAAAGAAGGUAUUGCUCAUCAAAAUGAAUUAGUUGCUGAGCGAGCAACAGUCAAUAUACCAAACUCGGGGGAACCGAAUUCUCCACGGAACUUAGCUAUCAGCAAGCAUUUUGAGAUACCUACAUCCUUAGCAACUGCUGUGGCUGUGAAUGGUCGGGAUGAAGAUAUAUCGAGUCAAUAUGCCCAGAACGCGGGCCGACGGAGUAUAUUGGCUUGA
Molecule: messenger RNA, 552 nt
Organism: Penicillium psychrosexuale
Lineage: Eukaryota; Fungi; Ascomycota; Eurotiomycetes; Eurotiales; Aspergillaceae
Product: Zn(II)2Cys6 transcription factor domain-containing protein
Exons: 2
Coding region: 1-552 (183 amino acids)
Biological process (GO): regulation of DNA-templated transcription
Molecular function (GO): DNA-binding transcription factor activity, RNA polymerase II-specific; zinc ion binding
Source: RefSeq, a predicted model, not a curated record